This is a messenger RNA of Trichogramma pretiosum, 2937 nucleotides long. It is a transcript of the gene BBS9, whose product is annotated as protein PTHB1. NCBI's taxonomy places the organism in Eukaryota, Metazoa, Arthropoda, Insecta, Hymenoptera, Trichogrammatidae. Gene Ontology annotation, biological process: cilium assembly. The coding region runs from base 202 to 2880 and encodes 892 amino acids. The transcript has 10 exons. Gene Ontology annotation, cellular component: membrane; BBSome. The record is from RefSeq and is a predicted model, not a curated record.
UUUUUUGUGCCUCUCUUUCUCUCAUAUUCAGGGUGGUCUUAUUCGUCGUUGUCAUGUACUUGGCGUAUACACGUUAAAUACACAUAAAUGUAUGUAUAUGUAUACGCGUACAAACUUGUGGACCUGUGCCGAAACGAGGGCCCUGGUUUUUCCCUCGCACCCGAGUAACCUAAACGAGCUAUAAGCAGCAGCGUCAUCGACAUGUCGCUGUUCAAGACAAAAGAGUGGUGGAAAACCGAGUGCUCCAGUAGCAGUGGCAGCAACGACAAUAAUCAACAACAGCAGCAGCCGCAGCAGCAACAUCAACGGGAGACGUUCGAUGGCCAAAGUUUGCUACUGGUGCGUGGCUUGUUCGAGGCAGAGGCCGUCCACGAUGUCAUUGUCGUGGUCAGCCAUGCCGGCUACCUGCGCAUCUACGCACCCCACAACGAAUGGGACGAGGAAGGCCAGGCGCCCGGCCCCUACAGAUCGACUGAUCUCGUGAUCGAGGCCAAGCUCGCCGAUUCCAUACUCGACUGCAGGGAUGGCCGAUUCGUCUCUGGUUCUCAGGCUACGCAUUUGGCCAUUUUGACACCCACAAAAUUAGUCGUUUACGCAGUGAGUCUUAUAAAGGGCGCCAUCGAACACGGUGACCGAUGCAGCUUGAAGGUCGCCUACGAGCAUCACUUGAAGCGUUUCCCGGCUUCGCUGGUCGUCGGUCCCUUCGGCGGGCUCGGCGGCCGCGACUUUCUCUGCGUCCAGUGCCUCGACGGCAGCCUGCUCUUCUACGAGCAGGAGGUCUUCACCUUCGCUCGGACGCUCAAAGCUCGCCUCCUGCCCGAGCCGAUGAUUUACGUGGCCAAGAACGACGUCUUCGUGACCCUGGGCAGCGACUGGAGCCUCGAGUGCUACCGCUACCAGAACAUCGCCGAGGUCGGCCGAAAGGACGACGCGGCAGCGGCGGAAAGCGACAGCAGACGAGCGGCGGCAACGGACUCGGCACCCGCCGUCCGACCCGAUUGGAAUUACAAUUUGGGCGAGGCCGUGAUCGGUCUGUCGGCCGUCACCCUCAGCAGCUUCGAGGUCGGCAUCGUCGUGCUCGGCGAGCGAACGCUGUACUGCUUCGGCGACGCCGGCACGUCCAUCAAAUUUUCCAAGCGACUCGCCUUCAAUCCGCUCUGCUUUUUCGCCUACAUCAUAGAGCCGGACGGUAAAUUAAUGGAGAUGCUCGUUGCCGAUACGAACACAAUGAUGAUUUACGAGUCUACGACUCUCAAGUGGACGGCCCAGCUACCAUUCGCUCCUGUGGCCGUUGCUCGGGCUCGAUUGAAGAACCUCGACGGCGCGAUAGUCGCUCUGUCGGAGGAGGGCCGCCUCGAGGUCUGCUACCUCGGCACCGAGCCGACUCUGUUCGUGGCGCCGCCGGUCAAUCGUCGGGGCUUCGACUACGUGGCGGCCGAGCGCGAGCUCCUCGAGAUGCGCCACUUGCUGAAGGAAGAGGCUGCCGGUGGCGGUGCUGCUGGCGGUGCUGCCGAUCCUCUCCUGGACGAGGCGAUGCUCGAGGCCGAGCUGUCCAUUCAGGUGUACGUCUCGCCGGAGCUGCUGCCGAUGCAGGCCAGCCCCUCGCGAUUCUCCUCCUCGCUCGAUGACAACAACGAGGAAAACAAAGCCAGACAAUCGAGCAUGUGCAAGAUCAGUCUCGAGUUGGCGUCGUACACGAGCCUGCGGGACGUGCAGGUGAUUCUGGAGGUCGAGGAGCCGCUCAAGCUUUCCGACGAUUUUCUUCAGUAUCCGACUCUGCGUGACAAGCACAGCAGGGACAUCUUCGUGUACCUCGGGGCCACGUCGGACUGCGUGGCGCUCGAAUCCCGGGUGCAAAUCGUCGCCAGUUACGAGAACGAGUCCGACCAGACGCGGGUCGUUUACAAGCAGAUACAGCUGCCGGCGAGGCUGCUGCUGAAGCCGACGCCGCCCGAGAGCACGGCCCAGCACGUCAUCACCAUCAAGAGCAGCGAGCCGGUACUCGGCUUCAGCCAACUCUUUCCAGAAUUCGUGGGCGACUCGCAAUCCCGCCAAAUGACCAACUCGGUGGGCAUCGAGCAGGUGGCCACGGGCAGCCUGGUGAGCGUCAGCUCGGGCCUCAUGCAGAAUCGCUACCGGCUGCAGUCGAGCGACCCGCUGGCCCUGCCGCUGGUGCUGCAGCAGCUGCUCCAGCGCCUCGAGGACAAGUCCGGCUCGGCCAAGGUCGCCAAGCUCAAGCUCAGCAGUACCCUGGCCCAGCAGCACCUGCAGCUGCUCUACGACCGGAUAGACGCCUGCUUCGAGACGAGGCUCGACAUCAAAGCCGCCAUGAGGGAGAUUGGAUUACUGACGACCCAAUUGAGAAGUAUCGAGAAGAGAAUGCUGCGCGCCACCAAGGAGCGAAACUCGCGCUCGCUCAUGUCCACAGGACUGUUGAGCUUGCUCGAGGCUACCUACGACGCUUACUUUGGACAAUUGGACAAGUUGCAGCUUGCGCAGCAGAAGCGAGAACGAGCGGCGCACGACUUGCAGGCCGCCCUCAAAUUGAUUAUACUGCUGCUGAAGAUCAACGUCGGCGAGGACAAGUGCAGACUCUUUGAGUCGGCCGUCAAUUACACGACCCAAUUGAGGGCCGAUGAUUUGGACUGGGAAGAGAUCACGGAUAUGGGACUGGCGAUGCUGAUGCGUCAUCUGCAGCAGGAGCGCGACGGAGGCGCGAACGACGCCAACUACGAUCUCGGCCGUCGCAGACUCGACUAUUCCUACAUCAAGUUCGAGACGCGGGACGAUCUGGAAAAGCUCAAGAGGCACCUGAGCAUGGCGCUGGAGCUGCUGAUGGCAAGCAGUGGCGUGCAAGAGGAGUCCCUGGCCGAGGAAUAGUCGAUCGCUCGCGCCCGGCCCAAGAUUACAUUUCUGCAACGAUCGAGCGAGACGAUC